AUGGAGAAGUCUGAUGUUUGGCGCCUUCAAACGGCAUCUCACACCUGGAAGUGUGACCCCAUCCUCCAAAAUGUCUCUGCCAUGAGCUGCGAGAAAGUGCUCUCCAUCACUCAGGAUGUCAAAGGACCAGUCAUAUGCGCUCCUUGCAUGCAGAUUGACUUCAAGAAUGCUCUGCGCCAUCCAGAGCCUCCUUCAGAGAAGAUGAAGUAUCUCAACACACGUUAUUGCGACGAGAUCACCGCUAUGGCAUAUGCACGCGUUGUGGGUCUGCACGAUGUAUUGAACAAGGUAUGA
Heterobasidion irregulare TC 32-1 is the source of this 294-nucleotide messenger RNA. RefSeq lists its product as uncharacterized. Lineage: Eukaryota; Fungi; Basidiomycota; Agaricomycetes; Russulales; Bondarzewiaceae. The record is from RefSeq and is a predicted model, not a curated record. The transcript has a single exon. The coding region runs from base 1 to 294 and encodes 97 amino acids.